Molecule: messenger RNA, 1899 nt
Organism: Penicillium maclennaniae
Lineage: Eukaryota; Fungi; Ascomycota; Eurotiomycetes; Eurotiales; Aspergillaceae
Product: RNA-binding snoRNP assembly protein NAF1
Exons: 4
Coding region: 1-1899 (632 amino acids)
Biological process (GO): box H/ACA snoRNP assembly; pseudouridine synthesis; ribosome biogenesis
Cellular component (GO): sno(s)RNA-containing ribonucleoprotein complex
Molecular function (GO): RNA binding
Source: RefSeq, a predicted model, not a curated record
AUGAGUGAUCAUCAGAACCCUGCGAACGGGUCUGUGGACUCCGGCGACGCCCCUCCAUCCAAGAAACCCUGUUUGAUCGAUACGCCACCCGUCGGCACUCCGGACGAGGGCAGUGAUUUCUAUAACACUCCCGUAGGAUCGGGGACGCCUGUGAUGAAAAUGAAUGACCUUACAACUGCGACUACUACUGAACCUUUACCUACCUCCGAAGCUAUCCCGAUGAUCCCUGGACUCGGCCUUGUCAGUCCAGCCGUUCAGUCUCCAAACGAGUCGACUAUGCAGGAAACCAAUGUUUCUGCUGCCCACCAGGGAGACGAUGUCCCAAUAGAGACCGAAAGUACACAAACAGAAGCCAAGGACUCUGCUGCUUCUUCGGAAGCCAUGGAUGUCGACGUGAAGGACGAGCGAUCCAAAACCGAAAAUGCGACUGAAGCCUCUGCUACACCGGUGGAGAACGAGGGACAAGAACAGGAAGAUGGAGAUGUGGAGGGGGAACACCCAGAAUGGGAGGAAGACUCUGACCCGUACGUUUCGUCGUCGGACAGCUCGUCCUCAGACUCAGACAGCGACGAUGAGGACUACCCCAUUUUGAGCCCCGAAGAGCAGGCCCGCAUUUUGAUGCUUGCCGAAGGUGGAUCUGACGACGAAGGCGACGGCAAGGGCAAGAGCGGCGGUGUCAUUCGUUCGGCCAACGAGGUUGUGGAAGACGUCCUGCCAAUCCCGGAAGUCACGAUUACUCCCGAGAUGAAGGUUGUGCUGCUUGGAAGAAUCCAAACUGUCAUUGACAAUGCAGUCUUGAUUGAAGCCAAUACCUCUGGUGAAUACCAAGUCCUCGAGUCAGGCUCUUUGCUCUGCUCCGAGAACCGUGAGGUCAUUGGCGUUGUGGCCGAGACUCUUGGCAGAGUCGAGAACCCUCUGUAUACUUACACAAGAGGGGGGAUUGUCAAAGAUAUGUCUGUCUUCUACGUGGAGAGCGAGUCUACCUUCGUUUUCACACAGCCACUUAAGGGACUCAAGGGAAGCGAUGCCUCGAACUUCCACGAUGAAGAGGUUGCCGAGGACGAGAUUGAGUUCUCUGAUGAUGAAGCUGAGGCUGAUUACAAGAAGAGAUUGAAACAGAAGCGAAAGGAAGCCAGAGGUGGUGGUGCCGGGAAAUCCAAGAGAGAAAACCCCGGCCCGUCCAAACUGAGCCAAAGCGAACUCAAUUACGACAAUGAAGAAGGUGAGGAUGGUUACACUCCUCUUGCUCGCCCGAAGAACCUACACGAGAUGAUGGGUGCCCGCGAGGCACCAAUUGAAGGAAACGAGCGUGGACCUGCUUUCCGUAGCGAAAGAGGCCGAGGCCGAGGCAAUGACCGUGGCCAUGACCGUGGCCGUGGUGGUCGUGGAAGAGGCGGCAGAGGCCGUGGUGGCUCUUUUGAAGAGACCAGGACCGACGCCCUCAAUACCAGCAGACCAGCGGCAGCUCCUCAAACCCAAACUCAAGGAUACGGCCAACCAGCCUACACGCCUCAGCAGCCUGUCUACGGAAUGCCUCAGUCAUUUGCGUACCCACAAUUUGCUCCGCAACAGGGACUGUACCCCCAAGGUCAAGCCCCGACACAAUUCCCCUUCCAAUUACCCUUCCAGCCACAGGCUUUCCCUCAACAGCCUGCCUUCCAAUCGGUCCCUCAGGGUGCGCACAUCAACCCUCAAUUUUUCCUUGCCGCAUUGCAACAACAACAGCAGCAACAGCAGUACCAACAGCAGUACCAACAGCCUCAGCAAGCUCCUGCUCUGGGCCAGGGGCAGAACCCGACUAUGAACUUUGAUCAGGUCAAAGCCCAGUUGGAUCUGCUACGGAAUCUGAGCAACCAGAAUCAGAACCAAAAUCAGAACCAGGGCCCACCUCCUUCUUAG